AUGCCCGCCUCGCAUGGGCGGGCACACCCGCCAGCUUGGGCGGACACGCCCGCCCAGCAGGCGGGCAAUACCCCCGCCCAAGCCAGUGCGGGCAUGCCCGCCCAGCUUGGCGGACACGCCCGCCACGCUUGGGCGACACGCCCGCCCAGCAUGCGGGCACGGCCCGCCCAGCUUGGGCGGACACCCGCCCCAGCUUGGGGGCCACCGCCGCCCAAGCCAGGCGGGCAUUGCCCGCCCAGCUUGGCGGGAACACGCCCCUCCCAGAAUGGGCGGGCACACCUGCCCAGCAUUGGCGGACACGCCCGGCCCAGCAUGGGCGGGCACCGCCCGCUCUCUUAG
Molecule: messenger RNA, 339 nt
Organism: Jatropha curcas
Lineage: Eukaryota; Viridiplantae; Streptophyta; Magnoliopsida; Malpighiales; Euphorbiaceae
Source: RefSeq, a predicted model, not a curated record